AUGGCUCUUAGAAAAACCUUGUUUCUUGUCAGCACGAUAUUGAUUUUAAUAGAUACUGAAAUUAAUCAGGGAUAUCCAUAUAAGGCAAUGGGGAAGUCCGUGGAUCGAGGGCCAUGUCUACCGGUGAGCACUAGCAACUCCUGGAUGAUGCCGGUCGGAUCCUCUGGGACAGGGCGCCAGCCGAAGAUCCUAGUGUGCUCCUACUGCUCCUACAACACCGUCUACUUGACCAACUACCUCAACCAUGUCCGGAAGCAUACCGGCGAGAAGCCCUUCAAGUGUCCUUACUGCGCGUAUUGCUCCACCCAGAGAGGCAACUUGACCCGCCACACGCUGCGCUGCCCAGCCAAGCCGCGAUCCGUGACCUAG
Messenger RNA from Penaeus vannamei (Pacific white shrimp), 369 nucleotides. NCBI's taxonomy places the organism in Eukaryota, Metazoa, Arthropoda, Malacostraca, Decapoda, Penaeidae. The record is from RefSeq and is a predicted model, not a curated record.